AUGCCUGACGUCAAGCGCACCGUUCGUCUCAUCACUGAGCAGCACAUCAUUGACAAGCCAUCGGAGGUCGAGGGCUUUCCGCAGCGUUCGUGGCACAUUGAGGUCUGGCUCGUCAACGACAAGGGCGAGCUGGUUCCGGCCACUGUCUUCGACAAGGUGACCUUCCACCUGCACCCAAGUUUCGGCGAACGCGCAACCCAGACCUUUAGAAACCCUCCUUUCCGUAUUGCCGAGGAAGGAUGGGGUGAAUUCGACAUGUCCAUCGAGCUCACCGCUGACAAGUCUUAUACCAUUGCCCAUGACCUGAACUUCGCCCAGACCCGCUACGAAUCCAAGCAUGUUAUAACUUUCAAGAACCCCAAGCCGCCUCUGAUGGCCGUUCUCCGCGAGUCGGGACCUGUCCCCGGCGACGAGAACGGAGUGAAGUCGAAGCGUCCUCUUGCUGGUGAGGAGAGCGCCAAGAAGAAGCGCAGCCGCACGGAAAAGAAUGUCGAUAUGGACAAGCUUGCCGAGGGACUCCAGAAGCUCAAUGAGGAUGAUCUCCUGCAGGUUGUGCAGAUGGUGCAUGACCACAAGGCUGCAGAUUCAUACACAAAGAACGACGUUGAGCUCGGAGAAUUCCAUGUCGACCUCUAUACCCUCCCAGACGCACUGAUCAAGAUGCUUUGGGAUUUCACAGCGGAGCGCGGAGCCCUCUAA
This is a messenger RNA of Penicillium antarcticum, 699 nucleotides long. Its product is annotated as putative transcription initiation factor subunit (TAF30). Lineage: Eukaryota; Fungi; Ascomycota; Eurotiomycetes; Eurotiales; Aspergillaceae. Gene Ontology annotation, cellular component: NuA4 histone acetyltransferase complex; Swr1 complex. Gene Ontology annotation, biological process: chromatin remodeling; regulation of transcription by RNA polymerase II. Bases 1 to 699 code for a protein of 232 amino acids. Gene Ontology annotation, molecular function: histone binding. The transcript is spliced from 7 exons. The record is from RefSeq and is a predicted model, not a curated record.